GGAGGGAAAGAUUGAGAGGGAGAGAGAGAGAUAAGUGGAUUCAGCAUAGUCAGCCGCAAUCAGCUGUGAGCAGAAUCCAGCAUUGAUUUAACUCUGUUAAGUCGGUGUACAAUGACAGUAGCAUUCAAGCAGACAACUACUCAAAAUAAUUCUGAGCUUUGCAAAUGAAACAACUAACAAGUCAAGUAUGCUACAUAAUUUCAUUCCAAGAAGAGGGGACAAAUUCUAAGGGCUUAAGUCGAACACCGUGACAGAAAAGUUUGCAUUCUCCAGAAGACAUGCAUAAUAUUGGAAAACUGCUCAGCUCAUCGGUUUAAAAGAACAACUUGCAGGUACCAUCUGAUAACAGGCACAAAUCUAGGGUUAAAUGUCUGAAUUCUCUUUUUCUCUUAAUAAUGAAUAUCCUACCUUUUAUUGAACUACAUUUAUUUACGUGGUUUUGGUGAUGAUACUUGACAGGGCUGAAGACUAACAUUUUUUUACAACCUGAUAAUGUAUAUCUGGCAGAAAGAAUGGGCAGAGAAGCUGCUGCUGAUCUUCAUUCUAGGACUCUUGGACAAACGUUCAACCUCUGUGGGUUGCCCUUCAUCUUGCAUUUGUGCCUCUGACCUCCUUAGCUGUGUCAGAAAAGGCCUCCAUCAUGUUCCUGCAAACCUGCCUGCAACUUCUUCUAGCUUGGACUUCAGCCACAACAACAUCAGUCAUCUAUACAAUAACUGGCUGCUUGGACUUCCACGUCUGCACAUCUUACGUCUUAGUAACAACCAUAUAAAAAGGCUUCCUCCUCAUGCUUUUCAUAAUGCCUCCAAGCUGCGGCAUCUAGACCUUUCUUCCAACUUCUUGGAGAGUAUUCGGGAAGAGUUGUUCCAACAUCUCUCCAGUUUGGAGGAACUUCUUCUGUACAAAAAUAGCAUCAAGCAUGUGGAUGAUGGCGCCUUUGUCCACUUGAGCAGCAUUCGUAAAAUCUACCUAAGCUGGAACAAACUGACCAGUUUCUCAUUUAGCUCCUUGCAAAAUCUCACUAACCCCAAUCUACGCACCUUGGACCUCUCCUCCAACCACUUUCUAAAGUUGCCUGUGGAAGAGGUUUCUUCACUGCCAGCAUUUAUUAAAAAUGGUCUCUACUUACACAACAAUCCUUUAACUUGUCACUGCUCACUUUUUGCGCUUUUCACUCAUUGGGAUCACCGUCACUUUUCCUCUGUGGUUGACUUUUCCAGGGAAUACACUUGCCGAUAUAUGGGACACCCACGUGCUGUUGUGCAUAUUCUACAGACCCAGAAAGGGUUUGACAAUUGCUCUAUGGAUACAAUGCAUGGGUUUCCUGACACUGGUGUGAGAGUUCUUGUUGGCAAGCAUCUCAUGGUGACAUGCAAUAGCAGUUUUUCCCAGGAGAAUACAACCUACCUGUGGAUUACACCCACGUACGACUUCAUAUUCCCCCCAGGUAACAACAAUCAGAGUAUUAAAAUUCACCCAAAUGGUAGCCUGGAAAUCAACAAGGCACAAACCUGGAACUCUGGAAUUUACUUGUGCAUUGCAGUAAAUAGAAGACUUAGCUAUAAUUUCACUCAUGAAGUCAAUGUGACUGUGCAUUACCCCAAACAUGAUGGAGAGUCAUUUAACACUGGUCUUACCACGCUCCUAGGCUGUGUAGUGACCCUAGUUUUGGUUUUCAUCUACCUCUACAUGACUCCUUGCCGCUGCUUUCUCUGCUGCUCCAGACCUCUGCAGACUCCAAGUCCACCACAAGAAAGCAGUGCUCAAUCAUCCAUUCUUUGUGGAACUCCACCUGCCACAGACGGACCUAUUAACCGUAAAGCUGGGAUCAGCCGGCAUGUGGUCUUUUUGGAACCAAUCAAGGAGGGAGGGGCAGAGAAGAAGCCAAAGUUUCUUCAACUCAAGUCAGGCUCUGACAGCUCUGUGUUUUCUGACAGUCCCAUUGUGUCUACAUAGGGUGAAUACAAUAAGGGUAUACUAGAACCCAGAUGGGAAUUCCAUGAAUCUUGGUCAUGUGAUCUAGACACAUUAUAUUGACUUUUGUUGAACAGAACAGCAUGGAACCAUCAUCACAGUGCAUGACAGUUGGUAUCAUGCAGCAUGCUACAAAAGCAUGCCACCUAGGCUUUUAAGGUCAGUAGAGACUAUGCUACCAAUGUAGUCCACCAUGGUAGAGUGAUCCUUCAGCUGGAGACCUUCAAAAAAAAUGUUUUUUAUAUUUUAUUGAUGAUGCAUGCUGCCUGAAAACUCUUUAGCAAGGUUCCCAAGAUUUGUUUGUUUUUCGGCACCCAAGUUCCUUGAAAACAGUAAAUUUAGAAUGUAAGUGAAUAGAAAAGGUUAAGCAUUGGAAGAUCAGAGGUCCACUUUGCACUGUGUUCAGGGUAGUGCAUCGACAGCUAGACUCUGUUUUAAAAAUGUACAAAGACAGGGAAAAG
Pelobates fuscus (common spadefoot toad) is the source of this 2435-nucleotide messenger RNA. RefSeq names its product adhesion molecule with Ig like domain 3 (gene AMIGO3). The record is from RefSeq and is a predicted model, not a curated record. Gene Ontology annotation, molecular function: protein binding. The transcript is spliced from 2 exons. NCBI's taxonomy places the organism in Eukaryota, Metazoa, Chordata, Amphibia, Anura, Pelobatidae. Gene Ontology annotation, cellular component: membrane. Gene Ontology annotation, biological process: brain development. Bases 493 to 1956 code for a protein of 487 amino acids.